Molecule: messenger RNA, 1310 nt
Organism: Rubroshorea leprosula
Lineage: Eukaryota; Viridiplantae; Streptophyta; Magnoliopsida; Malvales; Dipterocarpaceae
Source: the annotation of a GenBank genome assembly
AUUUCUCGCGUGUCGAUACUCUGUCCGCUGCUGUCAUGGCACACUACGUGGAUGCCCUUGGCCGCUCCCGUGCGUCCUUGCAUGUUUCGACCGCGAUCCCCUGUCACGAUCUUGGCAUUGACGAUGCCAACUCACGUAAGGCCCGCCUCCUAAGCGUUCCAUGUCGCGCUCACGCCUACGCCUGUGCUUGCGCUUGUGCGCCUUACUGCCUUGAGCCAUACCGCACCCAUGCGUGCCAGCGCCCUAACCUAGCUUUCCCGUGCGUGCACCCAUGUCUCCAGCCAGGACACUCUCGCGCGGACACGCAUGUCGCCCCCAAUUGCUCCUGCACGCUCUUGCGUGUCCUGUCCGCAACCUCACUCCACGGCCCCAAUAUCGAUGCCUCCGUUGGUAAGGCCCGCUGCUUCCUGAGCGAUCCACCUUGCGCCUGUGCCCUUGGCUAUAUAAGUGUUGUAAUCGCAACCCCGUGUCGUGAUACCGACACCCUCGUCCAGCAUGCCAACGUCGAUGCUUACGCUUGUGAUUCCGCUUGCGCCUGUGAUUGUGCUAGCGCCUACCCUCGUGUUUGCGCUCGCACUCCGCGACGCUACAUGGCAUGUCCCCUGGACGCGGCACACACCCUUUGUGUGCCCAUGGCUACAGCUCCGUGUCACGAUGCCUGUGACUUCGGCCCCCGAACUCGCGAACAACUAGAAUUAUUGUGUGUUUUAUGUUGGAAAUUAUGGGACUGCCGGAACAGUGCACUAUGGGACAACAAACCUGUUGUGCCCAGCCAGAUUAUAGAAAAAGCAGUAUUCUUCUUGACUAAAUACAAUGCAGCCAUUUCAUCCAAGGGGAGAGGUGCCGCAGGUGUACAAUGGAUGAGUGAGACCAAAUGGCGGCCACCUGCAGUGGGUUUUACAAAGGUUAAUGUGGAUGGCGCCAUCUUUGAGCAACAACAACUGCAUGGAGUAGGAGUAGUGGCUCGUAAUUCUAUCAAGGAGGUAUUAGCUGCCAUGAUUUCUAAAGGACAAGGACUGCUCUCGGUUGAGGAAACUGAAGCAUGUAACCUACGGAAAGCAUUGAAAUGGGCGAAGGACCUUAUGUUCAAUAAGAUUGGCAUGGAAAUGAACUGUGCAACAUGUUCGAAGAACUGGAAAAACAGUAGCUCAUGAGCUUGCCAGAAAGGUGCUUCGAGCUAAAGAUGAUUGGCUUUGGCAUGUAGAAAUCCUAAAUUUCGUUGCACACCUUGUAACAGGAGAUAAAGCACUUGCGUGGUAUUUGUAUCUUCUUCCUGUUGCCAUUUCUAUGAAUAAAAUAGGGUGCACAAU